This is a messenger RNA of Ostreococcus tauri, 939 nucleotides long. RefSeq names its product Interferon-induced protein 44 family. The record is from RefSeq and is a predicted model, not a curated record. NCBI's taxonomy places the organism in Eukaryota, Viridiplantae, Chlorophyta, Mamiellophyceae, Mamiellales, Bathycoccaceae. Bases 1 to 939 code for a protein of 312 amino acids. The transcript has a single exon.
AUGCGAUCGACGCGCGCGCGGGCGUCGGCGACGCCUCGCCUCGGCCUCGGGCGCGCUCGACGACGGCGCGGGGGCGGGCGCGCGCGCGGGAACGCGCGACGGGGCGCGGGACGGGAGGACGACGGCACGGAUGGGGCGAGCUCGGGGGAUUUCAUCACGGAUGUCGUGGGCGCCAUCUUCGGUCGAGACGCGCUGAGGGAUCCGGAACCGAUGGGAUUGAAACGAAUGACGCGGGAGGCGUGGCCGGAUCAGUGGCCGGCGACGACGGCGGCGACGGCGGCGACGGUGGAUGGGGACGAUGCGAUUUUGGUAAACGCGCGGAGCGUGCUGACGCAGACGCAGUUGGAAAAGUUAUCGUUGGGCGUGGCGUACGACGCGAACGUCCACGGGUGGAGCGCGAGCGCGUUUCACACGCAGUUGGAUGGACAAGGUGCGGGGUUAUUGGUGGGAGAGACGGCGGAUGGGGAGGUUUUUGGAGGUUAUAAUCCGAUCGGGUGGCUGGGAUACGGCGAGGCGCGAGACGCGGUGAGCGCGUUCUUGUACGUGAUCGAAGAGGACGGAAACGCGGUCAAGCUGCCGAAAAUCGGCGGGAGCGGGAUGGCGAUAAUCGAUGAGAGCGGUCAGGGACCGCAGUGGGGCCCGGACGGGUUGAAGGUGUCGCUGGAGGGACGCUGGGCGAAGUCGCGUCUGGGGACGUAUUACGAAAACAUGCCGAGCGGCGACGCGUGCUUGUUCAAAAACACCAAACGCGGGACCCCGGUGGAGUUGAAGAGCCUGCGCGUGUACGUCGCGCUUGAGGAUACGGAGCUCGCUAAAAGUUAUCAACCAAACGCGUUGCAGUGGCAGCCAGGAGAGCUCGAAGAGAUUCGCAAGGACGACGACGAUCCAAACCACAUGGACGGUUUCUUCGGAAAGCUCUUCGGGGGUAAGAAGAAAUGA